Molecule: messenger RNA, 1208 nt
Organism: Teleopsis dalmanni
Lineage: Eukaryota; Metazoa; Arthropoda; Insecta; Diptera; Diopsidae
Gene: wbl
Product: protein windbeutel
Exons: 1
Coding region: 208-996 (262 amino acids)
Biological process (GO): protein secretion
Cellular component (GO): endoplasmic reticulum; endoplasmic reticulum lumen
Source: RefSeq, a predicted model, not a curated record
UUGGCAGAGAGCUGUUAUGGCAACAGCGUAAACCACUUUUGGUUUUUAAAAACAGAAGAGUUCAGUAACAAUUUUGCCGGUUGCUGUGUAAAACGGAUCGAUUAUUUAACUACACUGUGGCAAAUAAAUAAAAUUUAUAAAAAACAAAGUAGGAAAUAUAUUGGUACCAUUAAAACCAAAAUAAUCUAAAAUAAAAAAAUAAAAGAUAUGUGUACGUCUCGAAAUUAUUUAAAACUGUGCGCAGUGCUGUUUUUACUUCUGUCCACUUUGAGCUGCAGUGUUUGGGCGAUUUCAUGUGCAGGCUGCGUAGAUUUGGAUGAGGUCAACUUUGACAAAACAGUGCUACGCUUCCCGUACGCAUUAGUGAAGUUCGAUAUUGCCUUUCCCUAUGGUGAAAAGCAUGAAGCAUUCGCUGCAUUUUCGAAAACCGCCCACCAAGUCACCGAUGAGUUGCUUGUUGCCACAGUGGGCAUCAAGGAUUAUGGAGAAAUGGAAAACAAACUACUAGGCGACCGUUACAAAGUCGACGACAAAGCAUUUCCUGCCAUUUUUCUGUUCAAAGGCAGCUCAGAUAAAUACGUACAGUUUCCCACUUACCUGGAUGUGACUUUGGAUAAUCUGAAGAAAUUUGUAACAGAAAAUAGCGAGCUCUACAUAGGCCGCGAAGGCUGCUUAAAAGCUUACAAUUUGAUCAUUAAAAAUUAUGCAAAUUUAUCGAAUGAACUGCAGCUGGAGAAAAUCACAGAAGCUGAAGAAGCGUUGAAGUCAGUCACCAGGGAAAACGAAAAAAUCAACGCGAGAAAUUAUUUGCUGUUCAUGCGAAAAAUCAAUGAAAAAGGUUAUGAGUUCGUAGACGAGGAAACGAAGCGCUUGCAACGCCUCAGGGCCGGUAAAGUGGCAGAAGCCAAGAAAGUCGAACUAACACACAAGCUGAACGUGCUGGAGUCGUUCCGUGUAGCAAAACUAACCAAAGAAGCAACCAAACAGGAACUGUAGGUUUCUUUACCAAUUCGUAGUUAAAUUUAGUUUAGGUUUCAGAUGGCGGGGACACAGGAGCAAUAAAUUUCACAACUCAUUCAGAAAUGCUUUCGUGAGCAAAAAUCAAAAAUCAAAAAUCAAAAAUCAAAAAUCAAAAAUUUAUCUAAGCAAUUUUGUUGAUGUAAACUGUAUUUUAUAGCAAAGAUUUUGUAAUAUAUUUAACUAGUUUU